Teleopsis dalmanni is the source of this 2051-nucleotide messenger RNA. RefSeq names its product protein disulfide-isomerase A3-like. The record is from RefSeq and is a predicted model, not a curated record. The coding region runs from base 269 to 1732 and encodes 487 amino acids. Gene Ontology annotation, biological process: response to endoplasmic reticulum stress; protein folding. Gene Ontology annotation, cellular component: endoplasmic reticulum. Gene Ontology annotation, molecular function: protein disulfide isomerase activity. The transcript is spliced from 5 exons. Lineage: Eukaryota; Metazoa; Arthropoda; Insecta; Diptera; Diopsidae.
UGAAAACUUGCACCAAUCAGAAACUCACAACAAAAUACGCUAUAAACUAGAAGGCGUAAAGAGUCCAACUGUAUAGAAUUUUUACCUUUCACUCAUCAACGCGAUAAGGCAUUGUGAGGUUAAAUAAGCUGGCAAGAAAAUCAAUUAAGUUGUUCAAUUCUACAAGCCGGCCGUAUUUGUUUCUUGGUAUUUGGUUGUAAAUAAAUCAGAUAAAGUCAUUAAUUAUUUAUUUUUGAGCAACGUUUUAGUCUGAUUUAUUUCAAAUAAAAUGCUGCGCAUUUUUGUUUUAUUAUUUUGCGUUGCAAUAGCGCUUGCCGCUGAACAAGAUGUUUUGGAGUUAGGCGAUGACAAUUUUGAAUCAACAUUGAAAUCUCAAGAGACUACGCUGGUGAUGUUUUACGCACCAUGGUGUGGUCAUUGCAAAAGACUGAAACCAGAAUAUGCCAAAGCCGCAGAACUCGUUAAAAAUGAUGAUCCUCCAAUCACUUUAGCCAAGGUUGACUGUACUGAGGCGGGUAAAGAAACUUGUUCUAAGUUCUCUGUUAGUGGUUACCCAACACUUAAAAUAUUCCGCGGCGAUGAAGUCUCCCAAGAUUAUAAUGGACCACGUGAAGCAAAUGGCAUUGCUAAAUAUAUGCGUGCUCAAGUUGGUCCAGCUUCGAGAGAAAUAAAAUCAGUUGAAGAUUUGAAAAAGUUCCUAGAAGCCAAAGAGACAACUAUUUUCGGUUACUUCGAAGAUACCGAUUCUCAAUUGGCCAAACUCUUCCUUAAAUAUGCUGAUAAAAACAGGGAAAAAUUCCGUUUCGGACACUCAAGCAAUGCUGAUGUAUUGAGCCAGCAAGACGAAACUGAUGCUAUUGUGCUCAUACGCGCGCCACAUUUAACGAACAAAUUCGAGGAAUCCAAAAUUCGUUUCACUGGUAGCUUGUCAGAGUCAUCUCUGAGCACAUUUGUUAAGGAAAAUUUCCAUGGACUCGUUGGUCAUCGUACACAAGAUAAUGCUCGCGAUUUCCAAAAUCCUCUUAUUACUGCUUACUACACAGUUGAUUACGUUAAGAAUCCAAAAGGAACAAACUACUGGCGUAAUCGUAUAUUGAAGGUAGCCAAGGAAUAUAUAGGAAAAUUGGGCUUUGCAGUCAGUUCAAAGGAUGACUUCCAGCAUGAAUUGAAUGAAUAUGGUUAUGACUUUGUAGGAGACAAGCCAGUUAUACUUGCACGUGACAUUAAGAACAUGAAAUACGCCUUGAAGGAGGAAUUCUCUGUAGAAAACUUAAAAGAUUUUGCUGAUAAACUGUUAAAUGGUGAAUUAGAGCCAUACGUAAAAUCAGAACCCAUACCAGAAAACAAUGACACACCAGUCAAAGUAGCUGUUGCACGAAACUUUGAUGACGUUGUCGUUAAUAAUGGAAAAGAUACAUUGGUAGAGUUUUAUGCUCCAUGGUGUGGUCAUUGUAAAAAAUUGACACCUAUUUAUGAUGAGCUUGCUGAAAAAUUGAAGGAUGAAGAUGUAGCUAUUGUAAAAAUGGAUGCUACAGCUAAUGAUGUGCCACCCGAAUUCAAUGUACGUGGAUUCCCAACACUAUUCUGGUUGGCAAAGGAUGCCAAAGAUAAGCCAGUAUCGUACAAUGAUGGGCGUGAAGUGAAUGAUUUCAUUAAAUACAUAGCCAAACAUGCUACAAAAGAAUUAACUGGUUAUGAUCGCAGCGGUAAUCCUAAGAAGACCGAGCUCUAAGUAUUUUGUUGUACAAGUAAUAACAAAUUAGUAAUAAUCAUUUGUAGUAGCAGCAAACGUUAACUUCAGCAUACAUUUCCAAAUAUAUAGUUUUGUACUUUCAUAUUCUCACUUAAAACUUAUUAUUACUUAAAAUUCGUUCAUAAGUACUGCAAGAUUUUCUCAAUGAUGAAAUAAGUGUAAAAUAAAAUUUUUGUAACUAAAUAAUUUCAUGUUUAUAACGUAUAUUUUUGGGUUUUGUAUUUUGAAUUAAGAAAUACUCUGUAAACUUUAAAAUAUAAUAAUUAAAAUUUAACACUCUGUGUGUGUUUAAAACGUA